Rhinolophus ferrumequinum (greater horseshoe bat) is the source of this 1086-nucleotide messenger RNA. It is a transcript of the gene RPL12, whose product is annotated as ribosomal protein L12. Gene Ontology annotation, cellular component: ribosome; cytosolic large ribosomal subunit. Gene Ontology annotation, molecular function: large ribosomal subunit rRNA binding; structural constituent of ribosome. Gene Ontology annotation, biological process: translation. The transcript is spliced from 7 exons. NCBI's taxonomy places the organism in Eukaryota, Metazoa, Chordata, Mammalia, Chiroptera, Rhinolophidae. The record is from RefSeq and is a predicted model, not a curated record. The coding region runs from base 122 to 619 and encodes 165 amino acids.
CCGGCGUAGUCGCGGGUCUUCCGGUCUUUCGCUCUUUCGGCUUUCGGCGCGGAGGAGGCCGCGGUGCAACUUUCUUCGGUCGUCCCGAAUCCGGGUUCAUCCGACACCAGUCGCCUCCAUCAUGCCGCCAAAGUUCGACCCCAACGAGGUCAAAGUCGUAUACCUGAGGUGCACCGGUGGGGAAGUGGGUGCCACGUCUGCCCUGGCCCCCAAGAUCGGCCCCCUGGGUCUGUCUCCAAAAAAGGUUGGCGAUGACAUCGCUAAAGCAACCGGUGAUUGGAAGGGUCUGAGGAUCACAGUGAAAUUGACCAUUCAGAACCGACAGGCCCAGAUUGAGGUGGUACCUUCUGCCUCUGCCCUGAUCAUCAAAGCCCUCAAAGAACCACCAAGAGACAGAAAGAAGCAAAAAAACAUUAAGCACAGUGGGAAUAUCACUUUUGAUGAGAUCGUCAACAUUGCCCGACAGAUGCGGCACCGAUCUUUAGCUAGAGAACUCUCUGGAACCAUUAAAGAGAUCUUGGGGACGGCCCAGUCUGUGGGCUGCAAUGUUGAUGGCCGCCACCCUCAUGACAUCAUAGAUGACAUCAACAGUGGUGCCGUGGAAUGCCCAGCCAGUUAAGAACUACAAAGGAACAUAUUUCAAUUAAAGAUCAUUUGGCAACCAGUGGAUUUUUUGUUGUAGCCUCCUCCCUUGUGGUCAGAUGAUUGGGGUCCAGGUGGCAGAACCUGUGAAGUGGACAUCUGGGCAAUAAGCUCCUGUGGGUGACAGAUUUCUGCCCUGUAUUGGACUAGCGCAGGAAAGACAUCUGGAAAGGAGGUCUCAGUGCUUUUUGUAGACAUUCAUGGAGCUCUUCAUAAGAAAUAAUUCUUGGCCAGAAGGAGAACUUGUACAGCAUAAACUCACAUCAGACUAAAUUAAUCGUUAGUGGGUGGCCCGGGGCCUGUAAUUAAAGGCUUUGAUAUUACAGUGUACAGCUGGGGUUCAGAAUCAAGUUCAUGUGAAAGUGAGGGUAACGCUGACUGCUGAAGUAGCUGCAGGUCCUAGCCUUACCCUUCUCUGAAGCUGUUUAAACCAGUAACACUGUC